AUGUGCCUAAGGCGUAAGCAAACUGUGCACGCUAAGAGAAGAGGAGAGAUGUUCGCAAUGACUACCACAAGAAAGCCGCCCCUCUCUCUAAAAGGGCCCGUCACUUCGUUCGUACCUUCUUGGCUUAGGCUUGCAACUUCACUUACUUUAUGGCCUUGCCGCCUUUUUAUAGCAGAAGCUAAGCGCUUGAAAAGCGCGCUAAGAAAGGUCAACGUACGUAGCAGCAAGGAUGGUGCAUCGCCUCUUUCUCGUUCUCGCUCGGGAGCCAAAACGAACACGCCUGCUACCUACUGUACUGGACCUUCGACCAGGCAUUCUACCUUUGUCGAAUCGGAACCAAUACCACUGCAUUGCGCUCGAACAGUUGAGCGGCCGCCGGCCCUUCCGUGCACAGAUAUAGAUUCAUUCUUCGUACCUGGUCCAGCCUCACAACCCUUCGCGGGUUGGGCUUUGAGAAGAGGGGCAACAGUGAAGAUACCGAGACCGUGUCUAUGGGGUCUUAGUAAGAAUCUGUUGCAAGCAAAUGCAUGUAAGGGAGGAAUGCCCGCAUUAAGAUUUAAAACUUGUCGUCUACUUGAAGGAAAUGUUUGGAACAGGAAACUUACAAUAAUACAACGCCGCAUUCUUCGAAGAUUGAGGAACAAGACGAGAUCUAUUAAGAGAAUGAUUUAUUCUCGAAAAAAUCUGAAUAGUUACAUCCAAUUACAAACUACACGAAAGUUGCCCCUUUUUCAUGGAGAUUUACCCAUCACAGAGAUGCAUAGAGGAACAGAACGAACUUCAUAUAUCCCUUUUCCACUCAAUCCAGAAACAAGAUCGGACGUUAUUCCGGUUCGUCUCCAUUUUAGUGAAACUCUUCCUCAAGCAAGGCAGCCGAUAAGUCAUCGAAGGCUUUUUGUUAAUAAUGUAAUAGUCAGCAUUACUUCUUUUCAAGUUUCCCAAGGUGAUUUCAUAUCUUUUAAAGAAAAUGAUACUCUAAUCUAUUCAGAAAUAAGGAGAUCCUUCUAUAUCGAAAUUUCAGUUUCUAAAAUCAUAGGAAAAUUCCUGGAUAGCCCGGUAAGAAUGUGGAGAAGAACCAAAACGGAAUGGUUCCGCUUACUUAAAACUAAGAGGGGAUGCCGCCUACUACUGAAAGACCCGUUUUUGCAACAGUUGCGUUCUUCUAUGCAAGACGAAGACUUAGAAAGAACAAAGAAGUUUGGAUCCGAAAAAGUAUGCUUAGGCAGUUCUUUCGCUGAGCACAAGAGAAUAAAGAGGCAUUUUUAUCAUUUCAAAUCGAUAUUCUUAUCGAAGAGAAGGAACGAAAAAACCCUAAAUCUUACUACUAGAAAAAGAAGUCCUAUAGUUUACAACUCUUCUUUCUAUAGUAAUUUGACCUCUUGCUCCACCCAUCAGUCUUCUAUGAAGAGAAAAAUAAAAAGCUCUUCCCUAUCUACUCAUUAUUCGGAGGUGAAUCAUAGAACACUAAAAGCUGUGCUAUCUUAUGGACCUAACAUAGGUCACAUCCCUCACGUGCGCCAAGAGCACAUUCGAUAG
Molecule: messenger RNA, 1536 nt
Organism: Lactuca saligna
Lineage: Eukaryota; Viridiplantae; Streptophyta; Magnoliopsida; Asterales; Asteraceae
Source: the annotation of a GenBank genome assembly